Molecule: messenger RNA, 4575 nt
Organism: Prorocentrum cordatum
Lineage: Eukaryota; Dinophyceae; Prorocentrales; Prorocentraceae
Source: the annotation of a GenBank genome assembly
AUGGUAGCGGAGCGUGGCCGAGGCAGGAUCACCUUCCGUGUCCCUGUGAUCCUCGGUCACGCUGCCGUGGCGGGAUCCGCGGCGAUGGAGGCCCUCACGGAGCGCGUGCGUCCCAUGGAGGGCGAGGUGACACGACGCCGCGAGGUGCUUGCGGAGAACGAGAAUCUGCGGCGGAGACUGCACGCCGCGGAGCAGCGUUUGGCGAUGGGCGAGCGGCGCGCUGGAGACCGCGACGGCGGCACAGCCGCAGCAGCAGCACCCGGUCCGAGCAGCGGACAGGUCGUGGGCGCGAGACUGCUGAACAAGCCGCGGACGUUCACAGGCUUGCACUCGGAGUGGAAGAUAUGGUCGUUGGACUUCGAGGCCUACGUGUUCGCUCACUCCCGACUAGGGGACCUGCUCAAGCAGGCGUCGAGAACGGCGGGUGUGCUGGCGGCGCAGACCGAGCUGGGCGCCACACUCAACACACAGUUGUACUACAUCCUGGUCUCGGUGACGUCGGAUGUGGCCAAGGUCGAGGUCAGGAAAGCCCCGCGAGGAGACGGGCUCGCUGCGUGGUGGCGCCUGCUUCGAGAGUUCGCGCCGAGGGGGGCGAACAGGUUCGCGGCCAUGCUAGGUCGGAUCAUUAUAUACGAGUUUGCGGAUCCCGUGAUGACGAACUUGGCGGAGUUCGAGCAGCUCGUCAGGGAGUGCGCGGACCAGAGCGGCGAAGUGAGUUCGGACAACAUGAAGCAGGGUGCGAUCAUGUCGGGCAUCAAGAACGAGAAGCUGGCGGAGCCCCUCAGCUUGAAUGCUUCGCUCUUGGUCACGUGCGAUGACCUGAAGAUGGAGCUGAAGACGAUUUCCUCAUCGCAGCGACGUUGGGCAGCAGCGGAUUCUGGAGGCGACGGCGUAGUGCCGACGCAGGUCGAUGCAACCGGUGAAGGCAAGGGCAAAAACGGCAAGGGCAAAGGCAAGGACGGCAAAGGAAAGAAAGGCGACUCCAAGGGGAAGAAGGGCGACUCCAAGAGGAAGAAGGGCGACUCCAAGGGCAAGGAUCGAGAGACCCGCAGUUGCCACUACUGCGGAAAGGCUGGCCACCUCGCGGCCGACUGCCGCAAGAAGAAGGCGGACGAGAAGAAGGGCAGGAAGGUCGCAUUGCUGACAGACGCGACCCAGGUGCGGCCUUCCGCCUCGACGGCAACGACGGCGCUGAAAGGGGGCAGCACUGACUCGCAGAGCAGCUUGGCCCCCGCGAUCGACGUGUCUCACGUGGCAGCAGUCCUAGCCCACAUGCAGUUGCAACAGCAGCGGAGUCCACCUUCGACGAGCGCUACCGUUCACAUCGCGAACAUCCAGGUGGCAGGCGACGCUGACAUCCCGACGCUUGCGGAGUACUACUGGCAGGUCGACGUGAUGUGCGCCACGACGCAGUGCGAUGCGCUGCCAGUGGCGGUCGGCGACUCGGUGGAGUUCGACUGGGCGCUCUUUGAUACAGGCUCAGGGCUCACCACCUGCCCGCAGGAGUUCGCGAACAUGACCGAGAUGCUUCCGCCCAAGAAGCUGCCGCUUUGCGAGUCGGCGACUGGCGACGAGGUCACGUCCAUGGGCGCGAGGAUUCUUGCAGCCGAGAGCGACGGAGUACCUCUUCAGAUCGAGUUCCAGGUCACGAAAGUGAGGUGCGCCAUCGUGAGCGCCGACGCCUUCACGGAUGGAGGUCAUGUCCCGAUCCUCGGCGAGGACCCCUACAUCCUGCUCGCGGACGGCCGCGAGAUCAAGCUGUACAGGCUCAGCCAGACCAGGAAGGAGAUCAACGUGAGGGCGAUCGACGACAGCGAGAAGACGGAGCGCUACUGCGGGUUUCUGGAGAAGCCGCGGCGGCUAAGGCGACAGGCGGACCCCGGCCGCCUGAUCCCGCUGGUCUGCGUCGACUACUUGUUCCUCGGCGACGUCGAAGGCGACCCCCUCGCGGCGGUACUGAACAUCCUGGAGUACCAGUCGGGCGCGAUCGGGUGCGCGCAGAUGGCCGUGAAGGGGCCUGCGGACUAUGCAGUAGCAGUGACGACGGCGGCGAUGCGCAUGUGGGGCCUCGACCGAGCGAUCUGCGAGUCCGGCGAGACGGUGAUGUAUCAGAUCCAGAACGUGGCCCACCGCAAGGCGGAGAUCCGCUGGGGCAAAGCCGUCUGGGCCGGGAAGGACAACCGCACGGGCGAGCACCUCCUAGCGACCGCUGCUGGUCGGAAGACGGCGAGAACGAUUAACGGGCGAGUUGAGGACCAGCGAUGGUCCAGGAGCCUGUUCAACAAGGUCGAGUGCAUGCCGUGGGACGCUCGCGCAGGACCUGGGGCAGCGCCGCCUCCCCCGCGCCGCCGCUGCAUCGCGAGGGCCAUCAUCGAUCGAGUUGGACCUGCGCCUGGUUGCGACGGCAGCUACGGGCUUGGUCACCCGCGCACCGAGUCCUGCAGAGACCGGAUCGAGAGCCUGCUGAAGGAGGAGGAUAUCAGCCUGCUCAGCCUGCGCCCGCCGACGAGCAACCUGCACCAGCAGCAUCGGCUCCAGCGCCGCCUGCUGUCCUGCAUGGCCCAGAGGCAGAUCAAGGCGGGCGACCUCGCAGCGCAAGAGCAGCAGGACGGAAUGGUGCUCGGGACGAUCAAGAUGGACUGGAACGGGACCGUGGCGACGGAGAAGCCGAGGAGGAAGCAGAAGGUGAUCGCGGGCCUGUUUGUCCACGUGGCGACCGCAGUGCUGGCGCUGACGUGCGGCGCCAUUCCCUACGACAGCGAAACGGACGCCAACAAGCACAGCCUCUACGACAGGGAGUCGCCAUGCCAGAACGUGUUCGGGGCUAGGUCAGGCAGGAGGCUGGGCCCUUCCUUGGUGAAGCAGGGCAGGGAUAAGGAGCACAGGCAGAUGGAGGAGUUCCAGGUCUUCGACCGCGUGCCUCAAAACUUCGCGAAUGGCAAGCGCGUCCGCUGGAAGUGGGUCGACGAUGGGCGCUACGACGACGACGGCAGGGAGUCGGUCAGGUCGCGCUUCGUGGCCAUGCAGUUCGCCUGGGACGUGCGGGACGACAUUUUCGCAGGCAUGCCGCUGCUGGCCGCGUUCAGGCUGGUGGUCUCCUUCGCAUCAAGCCUCUACUCCAUGGGGAUCGGCUGCGACGGCAUGCUCGCUCUCUACGACGUGUCGGUGGCGCCGCCCAAGGGAGAGGAGCCCGAAGGCAUCGUGUACCAGCUGAGGAGGGCACUCUGCGGCACCAGGAGGACCUCGUUCUUGUUUCAGAACCUGAUCAUGGGGGUCAUGGAGAAAGGAGGCUUCGUCCGCAUUAAGCAUGUGGAGAUCCUGGUCAGCACCAUGCUCAGCAGGAAGACCGGCGAGAGCAACACCACCAAGCGCACGAUCACCCCGUCUUCCAAGACAACCGGGAAGGACUGCAGAGAGUCAUCCGACGAGCUCAGCACGGAGUACGCGGCCAUCUACCGCAGCAUGGCGCCUACCGCACUCUACCAAGCCGUCGGCUACCUCAUGAGGGGCAUGGUGGCACCGACUUGGCACCAUUGGCUGCUGCUUGAAGGCGUGGCCGUGGAGCAGCACCCGCAGUUCGAGCUCGUCUUCGAUCUCCAGAGGAUGCCGAAGGUUAUCGUGGCGGAGGUCGACAGCGACUGGGCAUCAGAGCCUGGUCGGAGUUCCAUGGACGGUGGCUUCCUGUUCAUCGGUUCGCACCUGAUCGACGGCUGGAGCGGCCAGCAGGGCCGCCGCGCCCUGAGCAGCGCCGAGGCGGAGUUCACGGGCAUGGUGAACGGAUCGGCGGGGGGCAUUUGGCUCCGCAGCGUGAUGUUGGAGAUGGGCUUCGAAGUGACGCUGCAGGUCAACGCGGGCAGCUCUGGGGCCAAGGGCGUUGCAUCGCGCCUCGGAUGUGGCAAGGUGCGCCACCUGGAGACGAAGUACCUCUGGGUGCAGGAGAAGGUCAGGGAUCGGACCAUCACGAUGGCGAAGAUCCACGUGGAUGUCAACAGGGCCGACAUGCAGACAAAGCCGCUGGAAGGGCCGAGAUUCCUGAAGCUGCUGGCGUCCCUUCCACAUCGGACACCGUCCUCAGGGCGCAUGCAGGUGUUCGGAGUCAUGCUGGCGGCCGCCAUGCUCGGUGGAGUUCAGGGCUCGGCAGUCUUUCCAUGCAACCAGGCGGUGAUGGUGGUGGGCAGUUCGACCGUGGCGGAGCGGACCUGGACGACGAUGCUCACAGUGAUGUUCGGCUCGACGUUGGCGAUCGCAUUCCUGGCGACGUGGAUCGUGUGCCGUAUAUACAAGGCGCCGUUGCGGUUCCUGAAGGGCUUGUGGGGGCUCGUGAAGGCCGACGAGGGCGAGAACGUACUGGUGGCGCGUCCACCGGUUGAGGAGGAGCAUGAGCAGCCAACCGACGGGCUGGAGAUCGAGGACUGCUGGCGGCCAAGCCGGCACACGCAGACGGCGCCCGUGCCGCGCUACUGGGCGUGGAGCGCAGUGGACCUUAGAGCGGAGUGCGAGCGCCUGAGGAUCUUCCACGGCCAGCUCAAGGCGCAGAUGAUCGUGGACCUGCUCAUCGGAGCAGGGCGCAAGUGA